AUGUAUUCAAAUGUUUGGAAGAAUGUAUUUUCCAUUGUAUUUAAUAUAUUUGAGUUCCAGGCUUAAUUUAUCGACAUUUAUCGAAUAGAUUAAAGAUCGAUGAAUUGAUCACAAUUUAACCGUUUACAAUAUAAACGUAUUCUCAAAUCUCUCUCCCGUCACAUGUUUGCAUAUUUACUGGGAAAUGCGAGUAAUCAAGACCGCGACAAUAUAACUAUUCAAAAUCAUGGCCGUUGUCGGCACUAUAACGUCAUCUAUUAAUGUGUUUCCCCUACAAUAAAUAAAAAUAAUGCUAACAAUGGUUAGACAUGCAAUAUCAACUGAAAAUACACAUGCAUUAUUCUCAAUAAUCUCCUUGAAUGAUAAACAACACCAUGCGUUAAAGAUAGAGUAUGCAGCGGACUGUCGGUCACCUUACGCCUUGCGCCUGCGCAGUUAAUCUCCGCUCGGUGAGAGGUAUGCGCCGCUCGGGGAUCGGGGCAGCUGCAACACAGAGCCAACCGUGCAUAGAGAGUGUCAUUCCUCCGCCGUUUCACAGAUCAGAAGCGACAAGUCGCUUGGUAGGAGAGUCCAGUCAGAAAUGGGUUUGGGUUUCUCCGUCUCUUUUCGUAAACGGGGUUUAGAGACUUCGUCAUCGGAGCGAAUUAGGAAGCCGCAUUGUGAGGUUGCGGUCUGCGCGUGUUGUGGAUGGUCUCCCGCAGCCAGGUCCACGUAUUGAGAUGAUCCAUUUUUGUGAUGGCGAAGGGUCUGUUUCCAAGGGCCUGGGUGAAAAAGUCCUUCUACUUUCAGGCUCGCAUCUCCUUUGUGCGGGUGAAGUACCUGUUCCUGAGCUGGCUGGCGGUGCUGGUGGGGAGCUGGGUGCUGUACGGACAGUACUCCACCUACACAGAGCUCUGCAGGGGGCACGAGUGCAAGACGGCCAUCUGUGAUAAAUACAAGAGGGGUAUGAUUGACGGCUCCGCCUGCAGCAGUCUGUGUGAUAAGGAAACACUCUCUAUGGGAAGAUGUCUCUCCACGCUCCCUAACAACCAGGUGUACACGGGGAGCUGGGGGGACCUGGAAGGCAUCAUCCGCUGCCGGCUGGGCGACGCGGGGCCCUACGAGCUGGGGGAGGAGCCUGAGCCGCGCAGGGAGGCGCCCGUGUUCGACACGCCCACAAGGGGCACGUCGGUGGAGAAGUUCAGGGAGAUGGUGUCCAACCACCUCAAGUCCAAGCUAGGGGAGCAGGCCAACCUCGCUAGCCUGGUCAGUCAAAUCCUCUUUGUCGCCGAUGGCAACAAGGACGGCAGGGUGUCCCUGCCCGAAGCCCGAUCCACUUGGGCUCUCCUCCAGAUGGACGAGGUGCUGCUGGGCCUGCUGCUCCAGGACCACGGCCACACCCCUCGGCUGCUGGGCUUCUGCGGGGACCUGUACAUGACCGAGGUGGUCCCCUACGGGCCCCUGUACGGCCUGGCCCUCCCCUGGCCGCUGGUGUCCUGGGUGCCGGGCGGCGUGCAGAGGAGCAUGGACCAGUGGUUCACGCCCUCCUGGCCCCGCAAGGCCAAGAUCUCCAUGGGGCUCCUGGAGCUGGUGGAGGACCUCUUCCACGGCACCUACGGCAGCUUCCUCAUCUGCGACCUGGCCGCCGCCCACUUCGGCUACACCGAGCGCCACGAGCUGCGGCUCACCGACACGCGCGCCGUGGUCGCCGAGGACGAGUUCCGCCGCGCCAUGCGCUCGCGCCGCUGCGAGACGGACGCCGACUGCGUGUACGGCGUGGACUGCCGCACGUCCUGCGACGCGGCGCUGAGGCGCUGCCGCGAGGAGGCCGAGCGGCCCAACCUGGCCAAGGCGUGCGGCACGCUGAAGGACUACCUGUUGCGGGGGGCGCCGGCGGGGCUGGGCGAGGAGCUGGAGAGGCAGCUGUACGCCUGCAUGGCGCUGGGGGGGGACCCGGCCGGCGGGCAGAUGAACAUGGAGCACUCGCUCAUCCUCAACAACCUCAAGGCGCUGCUGUGGAGGCAGAUCUCCCACACCAAGGACUCGUGAUCGGGGCCCGGCCGCGCCUCACGGCCCAGGGGUCCUGGGGGGGCCCCAGCCGGACACGUGUUGUUGGGGCCCUUUUCUCUACAGCGACGGUAAAUCGACACGGCUGGAACAACCCUCAAUUUAAUUCACCCGAGAUCUGCUAUCAGAAUGGCUCCUCAUUAAGCGGAUCCAUGCUGGUAUGUUGGAGCCAAUCGGGAGGAUGCGGCUGUGACAGGAGGCAAUAGGGAGGAUGCUGCUGUGACAGGAGCCAAUAGGGAGGAUGCUGCUGUGACAGAGGAGCCAAUAGCGGAUAGCCGACAAACUGUUCCACGACGUCGGAUCACUACAAUUGCACACAUCAUAAAUGCUGAUGGACAUUAUAUAUAUUAACAUAUAUUUGACAAGAAUGUUGUCGCGUAGACUAGUUUAGCUCACCCGAGAGCAGUUAAUGCUAUAGAUUAAAAGGCGUUAACUACAUGGGGCUUAUGUGACAGGCCCUGUUCCAUUAAGUGAAGAGGAAACACCCAAUGAGCUUCAAAAGAGAUCGAUAGCAGUGUUCUGUACAGCACUCGAAUACUGUGCAGACACUUCUAGUCAUACAUUUUCUAUGGCAAUCUUUAAAUGUCUUAAUUUCACCCUAGGUUGAGUUCUACACUUAUGAUUUGGGUUUCACUCAAUUAGUGCCAUAAACAGAAUUCUUAAAACGCUGAAUGUUUACCUCGUCAAUCUUAAGGAAAUGGCAAACUUUGGGAAUCUAGUCCAUUAUCUGAAUGCUGACGUGAAAACAAAUCCUCUGCUGAAAGAAGCUGUCAUGAAUUGAAAUGUUAUCAUAAAUGUAUUGUCUAAUCACUUUGAGUGAAAGAAUGCAUUGUUUGAAGUCUGUAGUCAUUGAUGUCGUUGCUGUAUGGAUAUGCAAUUACUUUUUUGAAGUUGAAAACCAGCAUGAUUUUGCACAAUAAAAACAUACCACUAAAUAUA
Messenger RNA from Gadus macrocephalus (Pacific cod), 2985 nucleotides. RefSeq names its product divergent protein kinase domain 1Aa (gene dipk1aa). The coding region runs from base 736 to 2028 and encodes 430 amino acids. NCBI's taxonomy places the organism in Eukaryota, Metazoa, Chordata, Actinopteri, Gadiformes, Gadidae. The transcript has 6 exons. The record is from RefSeq and is a predicted model, not a curated record.